AUGUGGCCAUUGAGCCACAGUCCGUCGGUAUAUGCGCCCCAGUCGGGACAUGUGCCGUCGGUUGAUUGCAUAUAUAAAUCCGCCGUUGGUAUUGCACAUCACGCAUACCUCAUCUUUGCUUCUGCCACCACGAUGUCCACUGAAUCGACACCCGCGACGGCCAAAACUCCGUCGGCUCCCUCUUUUCAGUUGUUUUCACUAGUUGGACAGACAGCUAUUGUUACAGGUGGCACACGGGGUAUCGGUGCUGCAUGUGCGAUCGCUCUCGCCGAAGCAGGCGCAGAUAUAUGCCUCAUUCAACGCGACGAGUCUAACACUACUACACGUGAUGCUAUUCGGGCCCUAGGUCGACGUGCCGAUAUUGCCGUCUGUGAUCUCUCAGACCUCGAGGCUGUCAAGACCGUCUUCGAUCGCGCCCUUGAACUCAUGGGUGGUCAGAUCCACAUCAUGGUUAACUGCGGGGGGAUUCAACGCCGUGCGCCGGCUGUGGAGUUUCCCGAAUCAUAUUGGGAUGAGGUGAUCAAUGUGAACCUCAAAGCAGUAUGGCUCUUAUCGCAGGCAGCUGGGAGACACAUGGUUCCGAAAGGACGAGGGAAGAUUAUCAACUUUGGGUCACUAAUGUGCUAUCAGGGUGGGAUCACCGUCCCGGCAUACGCGGCUGCCAAAGGUGGUCUAGGACAACUUACGAAGGCACUUAGCAACGAAUGGAGUAAACAUAAUGUGCAAGUGAAUGCGAUAUGCCCCGGGUACAUUGCUACAGAUAUGAACGAGAAGUUGCUAGCCGAUCCUAACCGCCUUCGUCAAAUCUCAGAGCGAAUUCCCGCAGGGCGUUGGGGAGAACCCAAAGAUUUUGCAGGACCAACAGUAUUUCUUGCGAGCUCGGCAAGUUUAUACGUUUCUGGCGAGCUCCUGGUUGUUGAUGGCGGUUGGAUGGGUCGGCGCGAGGGAAUCCUGAAGGGUUUCGACAUGAGAAAAACGACGAUAUUAUCACUCACUGGUGUCGCAGCGGCAGCCAGUAUCAGCCUUCCUGCAAUCCCGGCUUCUCCACUGUCAACUGCAUCUCAAAUCCUCGAUCGUCGACUGGCUUCAUUUUCGAUCGAAUUUUCGUUGGUCGAGCGUACCGGGACUUGGGCCGGAUAUCGCCCCGGAGGUAUUACCGUAGAUAGUUCGAUAUUUGACCCAAAUGCUCCGGCACUCGAUCUAGUCUAA
This is a messenger RNA of Rhizoctonia solani, 1209 nucleotides long. RefSeq names its product Enoyl-(Acyl carrier protein) reductase. The record is from RefSeq and is a predicted model, not a curated record. The coding region runs from base 1 to 1209 and encodes 402 amino acids. The transcript is spliced from 9 exons. Gene Ontology annotation, molecular function: oxidoreductase activity, acting on the CH-OH group of donors, NAD or NADP as acceptor. NCBI's taxonomy places the organism in Eukaryota, Fungi, Basidiomycota, Agaricomycetes, Cantharellales, Ceratobasidiaceae.